GUUAUGUCCUCAAAAACAUCGCAUUCUUUGUUACUGAUUGGAUCCAAUGCAGUCCUUAGGGUUCAGAAGAGAACUUCUUUCAUCCAUAAAUGGAGUCACUUUCAAAGAUGGCAGGAGUUGGAAAAAGCUAGAGUGCGUGAAGAGCAUGUACGAGAUAUUGCUUUACAAAGGAAUUUUAUAAAAACUCCAACAGGAAUGUACUUGACACCUGAGAGACCAGAAGAUGUAUUGCCCAAGAAGGAUCCAGCAGACAUGACUCGUAAGGACACUGGAGCGCUUCCGAUAGACCUUCUUACUGCCCACACACAAAUGCGAUAUCUUGACCAUAGCUUUGACAAUAUCCGACGAUAUAGACGAUAUCGACACUUCCAGCACUUACAGAUGAUCCCAGAACGCCUGUUGUUUCUGGGACCUGAUCUUGCUGCGGCGCACUUCCUCGUGCAUAGAGGGGCUUCUGUCAAAUUUCUUGACGAUGAUGCAUGGUACAAAAAGGAUAAAAGUGGCGUAAGUAUUGUUGCUAAUCUUGUUUCUAUGAAACGAAUUAGCAUUUUGGUUAAGAAUUACAAACUCCCUGGUCGCAAAGUUCCUGGCCUUUACAUAGAAGCUAUUGAUGCUUCGGGAACAGAGCUUAUGUUUGAAGGUCUUGAAAAUCUACAAAACUUGAAACACUUGAGAAUGCUGCGCCUUGCUGAUUGUCCUUACGUUGACGAUUGGACAUUGGGAAGAAUCGGAGGAAUGAUGGAAAAUCUAGAAAUGCUUGACUUGAGUGGAUGUCACCGGAUUUCAGCCAAAGGAUUGAUGGGUUUGAAAAUGCUAAAGUCCUUGAAGUAUCUGAGGUUGGAAGGAAUUGAAGCAAAGAAUCUUGGGAAAGCUGCACUUCUGCUUGAAGAUACAAUUCCUUCACUAAAAGUCCUCGGAGUUGACUACGAGCAUGAGCUUGAAGUACUUGAGGCGGAUUUCAGACUUCUCCAAAAUCCUAGCGUUAUCGAGGAUGCCAAAGGCAACAUGUUUGCUGAAGAUGACAACGGUCGACUGUUCUACAUUGGGGGAAAUGUGAAUGAGCGCCCUGUUGUCGAUGACAAUGAUAAGCCUAUCGUGACAAGUACUAUUCGCAGGGAAAUUCCCGCCAUGAGUGACAGAGAGUUUGAUGAAAUUGACCAAUUGUCUGGAGGCAAGCUGCGACAUCUUCUUGUGGGGUCUCCGAGCGGUUACGAAUGGAAUUCACAGGUUCGAUCUUAUACAGAACUUUAG
Molecule: messenger RNA, 1251 nt
Organism: Strongylus vulgaris
Lineage: Eukaryota; Metazoa; Nematoda; Chromadorea; Rhabditida; Strongylidae
Source: the annotation of a GenBank genome assembly